This is a messenger RNA of Ectocarpus sp. CCAP 1310/34, 468 nucleotides long. NCBI's taxonomy places the organism in Eukaryota, Phaeophyceae, Ectocarpales, Ectocarpaceae. The record is from the annotation of a GenBank genome assembly.
AUGAACCUCUCAGCUCCCUGCAGCACCGCCGCAUGCCAGGGUGUCUUUCUUGCGCUUGUACCCGAUAACUCGAAGGAGCAGUCGGUGGUGUAUCGACCGCAGAGUCUGAAAGUGGCCGCUGAGAGGUGACCAUGUCAUGCAACCGUACAGCAGUGCUUCCAUCGCCUCCGCCUGGAGCAGGCGGAUCUUGAGUCGGAAUGGCGCUUGCGGUCUGUCGAAGAGCUCCCGGCCAUAUCGCCUGAGGCACGCCCACGCUCCUCUGCUCCUGUAGCUGAUCUCCCGGGUGAGGUCGCCAUGUUCGUUGACGAGGCCACCGAGGUACCGGAACUCGGUCGUCUGGGGGUAUUUCUGUCCCGCGACUUCGAUGGUCAGUGGUGAAGGCGGGGCGGGCUAUGAUGUUGUAGUCGGCUUGUACUUUGCGCGCAUCAGGAGCGUCUCCGUCUUCUUCUCCGACACCGUUAGCCCGAA